UUUGUUUUUUUCUGAAAAACCGUUACAUUUUUUUUCUCUUUUUUUUUUUUUUCAUCUGUCUCGAUCUUUCUCAUGGCAACUUGGUGAGUCUUUCUCACUUGUUUUAUCGAGAUUCUGAGAAACAGCAAAAACAAGCAAAAACCUCAGAAAUAAAAAAAAAAAAACAUAAUCCUGUUCAUUCUUGUUGGUAACGUCGAAGACGAACAACGUACAUGUCAAAGUUAUCUUAAAAUAUUUCAUUUAAAAUAAAAAUAAGUAUACAGUUGAUUACAUUUAUACAUGUUAUAAUAAUUAUUUGCGAUUAAUUAUUGAUAAUUGAUUAUCAAAAUGGUUAGCCAAGAAUGCAAAGAUCGUGGUGUCAUUGUCAAAAUUGCUGUUGAAAAUUUUGUAACCUAUAAAAAAGUUGAGAUAAAACCAGGAAGAGGUCUCAAUGUAAUUAUUGGUCCAAAUGGUACUGGUAAAUCAACAGUUCUCACAGCAAUUCUCAUUGGUUUGGGUGGUAAUCCAGCAACUCUUGGUAAAAAAAAUAAAGUAGCUGAUUUUAUAAAAGCUGGUUGUACCAAGGCUUCAAUUGAAAUUGUCUUGAAAGAUACAUUAAACAGAACUGUUAAACUUGGAAGAGUUUUUGACGACAAACAUAGUGUGUUUUAUAAAAAUAAUGAACAAGUAAAUAGUAUUGUAUUCAAGGAAACUGUUGAAAGCUUCAACAUUCAGUUGGACAAUCUUUGUCAAUUUUUGCCUCAAGAUAAAGUUCAAGAUUUUUCCAAGAUGAAUCCUCAAGAACUAUUGAUAAACACUGAAAAAUCAGUUGGUGAUGGUUCACUCAAUACUGAUCAUGAACAGUUGAUAUCAAAACGUCAAAAGCAGCGAAAAAUUGAAGAAGAUCUUCAAAGUACACAAAACGUACUUGAUAAUGAAAGAAAUAGAUUUGAGAAUUUAGCUGUAACUGUUGGUAGUAUCAAAGAACGUAAAGCUCAAAAGAAAAAAGUUACAAUAAUUGAACAAAAAUUAGCAUGGAUGACAUAUAAUGAAUCAAGACUACGUUUAACUGAAGCCAUGAAUAAACAUAAACAAGCAGAAAAAAGAAAAGAUGAGCUUAAAGAACAACUUGUACCUGUUGAUGAAGUAAUACGUAAUCUAACAAAAGAAGUCAAUGAAAUGAAUAAAAAAGUAACUCAUCAUAAUUCAGUAAUGUCAUCAAAUGAUGAUCGUUGUCGUGUACUUCUUCAAGAAAUAAAUAAAAUUAGAGAAGAAAUUAAAAAAACAGAACAAGUUUGUAAUAGAAGACUUGACGAAGAAAAAUCACGUGAUGGUGAUAUUGCACAAGCUAAUUUACAAAAAGGUAAAAUUGAAAAUGAUCUUAAAUCAAUGAUUGAUGAAAUUGGAAGUCUUGAUUCAUUAACUCAAUCAAGUGAAGAAUUAAAAAAUAAAAUGAAUCAACAAAGACGUCUUAUUAAUAAUAAUGAAUCAAAAAUGAAUGGAUUAAAUCAACAAUCAGAUAAUUUAAGACGUGAAAUAACUGCACUUAAAAGAGAACAACAAAGUAUUCAAGAUAUUGAAACAAAAAAAUUAGAACUUCUUAAAGAUCAUAAUAACCAUGCUUAUCAAGGUGUUAUGUGGCUUCGUCAAAAUACAGACAAAUUUAAAUCAACAAUUCAUGAACCAAUGAUGAUGAGUAUUCAGCCACAUCAUGAAAGAUAUGCAAAAUUUUUUGAAACAUGUAUUCCAACACGUGAUUUAUUUGCAUUUGUAUGUGAAGAUGUUGAUGAUAUGAGUCUUUUAUUAAAAUAUUUAAGAGAUCAAAAAAAAUUAACAGUCAAUGUCAUUCAUUCAGAUCCACUUGCACCAGUUCAUAAAGCUCCAAGUAUAUCAAUUGAUAACUUGAGACAAUUUGGUUUUGAAAAUUAUUUAAGUGAACUUGUUGAUGCACCACCUACUAUUAUGAAGUAUUUAAUAAACAUGCAUGCAAUUAAUAAUAUUCCAAUUGGUUCACGUGAAGUUGAUAAAAAUAUUGAUAGAAUCCCUACAGGUUUACGUCGUUAUUUUUCACCAACAAAUUAUCUUAAUAUAAGUUUUUCUGCUUAUUCUGGUAAAAAAUCAACAAGUUAUAAUACUAUUAGUUCAAAUGGUUGUUUAUCAAUAAUUGUUGAUACACAAAAAAUUCAAGUUAUUGAAAAUAAACUUAUGGAAAAAACAGAUCAACUUUUACAAUUAACUAAUGAAAUUAAUAAUUUUCAAAAUACAAUUACAGUUGAAAAAGAAAAUGUUAAUGUUUUACAAAAUGAAAAAAUAGUUUUAACAAGAAAUAUUAAUUCACUUGUAGCUCUUCAUAAACGUCUUGAAAUAACUAAUCAAAGAAUUGAAAAUUUAGAAGAAGAAAGACAAUCAUCAGAAGUUAUUAAAGCUGAAACAACAAAACAAAUUCAGUUAUAUAUCAAUAAACAACUUCAAUAUUUCGAUAGAAUAAAUACAUUUUUCAUUAAUGCUUCAAAAAUGAUAACUGAAAGUGAACAGAUUAAUUUUAAAAUUAAAUUAAAGACAAAAGUUUUAGCAACACGUAAAAAUGAAAGUGAAGAUAUACGAAUAAAAUAUCGUGAAGCAUGUGAUAUUGUUCGUGAUAUGGAUGAACAUAUAAAACCAUAUAAAGAAAAAACAUAUGAACUUCUUAAAAAAGCACAAGAUCUUACAGGUGGUUAUUCACCAAACAACGUGGCUGCUUUUAAAAAAUAUGAAGAUGCAUUUGCAAAAUAUCCAGAUGAGCGAAAUAAGUUGGAAAAAAAAUUAGCUGAUGCAAAAACAAAAGUUCAUUGUACAGAUAAUCAUGAAAAUGCUGAGCAAGUUUUAAAAGAUUAUGAUGCACUUGACAAAAGUAUAAGAGAAUUAACUGAAAAAAUAACAAGAUUACAAAAUCAAUUGACAGUUAAUAGACGUGAAGUUGAUGAAUUAAAAGAAAAAUGGUUAGCACCACUUCAAGUACUUGUUGGUGAAAUAAAUAAAAAUUUCAGUAAACAUUUUAGAGAUAUGAAAUGUGCUGGUGAAGUAUCACUUGAUCAAAGUGAAAAUCCAGAUGAUUUUGAAAAAUAUGGUUUAAAAAUACGUGUUAAAUUUAGAGCAGCUGAUGAUCUUCAUGAUUUUACAAGAAAUCGUCAAAGUGGUGGUGAAAGAGCUGUUACAACUGGUAUAUUUAUGAUUGCAUUACAAGAAUUAUCAACAGUACCAUUUCGUUGUGUUGAUGAAUUGAAUCAAGGUAUGGAUGCAACAAAUGAAAAAAUGGUUUUUGAUCUUAUCACAAGAAUCACAGCAAUACAGGGUAGUUCACAAUACUUUUUAUUAACACCAAAACUUUUGCCAAAUUUAAAAUAUGGAAGACACGUUACUGUUCAUUGUGUUUUUAAUGGACCUUUUGUUUUGCCAACUGAUGAAUUUAGUGUCAGUAAUUUUUGUGAUCAAUUAACAAGAUCUGUUUAAAGUGUUUAAAGUGUUUAACCAACAAAAAAAAAAAAAUGUUUAAUAACUUGAAACAAAAGUUUUUUUUUUUUUUUUUUAUUUUUUUAUUUUUAAUGAUGUUAUUUUUCAUUUAAGUAUUCUAUUUUUAAGACAAAAGAGCUUGCUUUUUUUUUUUCUUUAUGUUUGUGUUGAAAGAAAAAAAAAAAAAAUUCUACAUUUUAAGUUGAGUAUUAAUUAGAUUAUUAAUGAUUUCGUUAUUGAUUUCGAAAUGCGUCACAACGUUCACGAAUUUCUCCAAUGAAAUAUGGAAAAUUUAAUUUGAAUGUUUGAAUUAUUUAAUUCAUCUUUUAUUAUAAUAUUUAGUAUUUGAUUUCAAUAUAUUAGCAGCAACGUUUUUUUUUUAUUUUUUGAUACAGCCAAAAGAGUUACUACUACUUUUGUAAUUGAAAUACUUAUUAAUUUUUUUUUCCUUUUUUCUUUUUUUUUUGUGCCUCAGGCCAUGGAAAACCACGACAUUUCAAUACAUCCAUUAUGUUAUGACAUGUAUAAUAUGCAUUUUCCAUAACUUCAUCAUUGAAUAUGUCCAUGGUAAAUCUUGAUUUUCCA
Molecule: messenger RNA, 4053 nt
Organism: Aphidius gifuensis
Lineage: Eukaryota; Metazoa; Arthropoda; Insecta; Hymenoptera; Braconidae
Gene: SMC5
Product: structural maintenance of chromosomes protein 5
Exons: 4
Coding region: 328-3468 (1046 amino acids)
Biological process (GO): double-strand break repair via homologous recombination
Cellular component (GO): Smc5-Smc6 complex
Molecular function (GO): ATP hydrolysis activity; ATP binding
Source: RefSeq, a predicted model, not a curated record